Messenger RNA from Plenodomus lingam JN3, 2436 nucleotides. RefSeq lists its product as uncharacterized. Gene Ontology annotation, molecular function: aconitate hydratase activity; 4 iron, 4 sulfur cluster binding. The record is from RefSeq and is a predicted model, not a curated record. Lineage: Eukaryota; Fungi; Ascomycota; Dothideomycetes; Pleosporales; Leptosphaeriaceae. Gene Ontology annotation, cellular component: cytosol; mitochondrion. Gene Ontology annotation, biological process: tricarboxylic acid cycle.
AUGCGGUCGCAGAUGCUACGGGUUGGCCAGAUGGCUAAUUGUAGGCCACAUCUCUCUACCUCGCUCCGCAUACCUACCCUCACAUCACGAAGAUGCCUCGCAACAUCCCACGACCUACCCUCUGCCCGCUCCACCCAACUCGCCUCCCGCACCCCGCCCUACCCUCUCCUCCUCUCGCGCCUCGCAAAAGUACGCCGCGUGCUCGGGUCCUCGCGACACCUGACUCUUGCGGAGAAGAUUCUAUAUGCACAUCUGGACAACCCAGAGGAGUCGCUGCUGAGCAACACCAAUGGUGGCAAGGACAUUCGGGGCCAAGCAAACCUGAAGCUCAAGCCUGAUCGUGUGGCAAUGCAGGAUGCAAGUGCACAGAUGGCACUGCUGCAAUUCAUGAGCUGUGGACUGGGCAAGACGGCUGUGCCUGCAAGUAUACACUGCGAUCACAUGGUCGUCGGCCACACGGGUGCGGAUGCGGAUUUGCCAAAGUCGAUUGCCGAAAAUAAAGAGGUGUUUGAUUUCUUGGAGUCGGCGUCGAAGAAGUAUGGUAUCGAGUUUUGGCCGCCAGGUGCGGGCAUUAUUCAUCAGUCGGUUUUGGAGAAUUACAGUGCUCCUGGCUUGAUGAUGCUUGGCACAGACAGUCAUUCGCCGAAUGCUGGUGGACUGGGUGCGAUUGUCAUUGGUGUUGGGGGUGCGGACGCGGUGGACGCACUCGUUGAUGCGCCGUGGGAGCUGAAGGCGCCUAAGAUUCUGGGUGUGAAGCUCACUGGCGAACUCAGCGGGUGGGCGUCGCCCAAGGAUGUCAUUUUGAAUUUGGCUGGCCAGCUUACUGUUCGGGGCGGCACUGGUUUUAUUAUCGAAUACUUUGGGCCUGGUGUGCAGACGCUGAGCUGUACCGGCAUGGCAACCAUCUGUAACAUGGGCGCUGAAGUCGGCGCAACGACCUCCCUCUUCCCUUUCUCCCCAGCUCACGUUCCAUAUCUUCAAGCCACACAUCGAGGACCAAUCGCUGAGGCUGCCCAAAAGAUUGCCGAUUCCCCAAUGCAACAGAACCUGCUCCGUCCUGACCCCGAAGCUGCCUAUGACAGGGUUAUUGAGAUCAAUCUUUCGACUCUCGAGCCGCAUAUCAACGGGCCUUUCACUCCUGAUCUCUCCACCCCUCUAUCCAAAUUCAAGUCUGUCGUUGAAGAGAAGAAUUGGCCCAAGACGUUUGGCGCAGGUCUUAUCGGUAGCUGCACAAACAGCUCAUACCAGGACAUGACCAGAUCCGAGGAACUUGUCAAGCAGGCUUCAGCAGCUGGUCUCAAGCCAAAGGCAGACUUCUUCAUCACUCCUGGAAGCGAGCAGAUUCGGGCGACCUUGGAGCGUGAUGACACUCUUUCAACAUUUACAUCUGCUGGGGGUACAGUUCUAGCCAACGCAUGCGGUCCUUGCAUUGGCCAGUGGACCCGUACCGACGGCGUGAAGAAGGGCGAAGCCAACGCCAUUCUCACCUCCUACAAUCGCAACUUUCCCGGCCGCAACGAUGGCAAUCGCGCGACGAUGAACUUCCUCGCCUCCCCCGAACUCAUCACCGCCAUGACCUACUCUGGCUCCACAACCUUCAACCCCAUGACCGACAGCAUACCCACCCCCUCCGGCGAAGCCUUCAAGUUCUCCCCACCCAAAGGCUCCGACCUCCCCUCCGCCGGCUUCGCAGAGGGCAACCCAGCCUUCCUGCCCACCCCCGGCGUCCCCGAUCCCAGCGUCUCCGUCCUCGUCUCCCCUACCUCCACCCGCCUCGCCCUCCUCGACCCCUUCCCCGCCUUCCCCCCAACCGAGCUCUCCAACCUCCGCGUCCUCUACAAAGUAAAAGGCCAAUGCACAACCGACACCAUCUCCGCCGCCGGCCCCUGGCUCAAAUACAAAGGCCACCUGCCCAACAUCAGCGAGAACACACUCAUCGGCGCCGUCAACGCCGAAACCCUCGAAGUGAACACCGCCUACGAUCUCGACGGCAGCCCGUCAACCAUUCCCGCCCUCGCAAAGCGCUGGCGCGACCGCGGCAUCGAAUGGCUCGUCGUCGCCGAACACAACUACGGCGAGGGCUCGGCCCGCGAACACGCCGCCCUCCAACCUCGCUACCUCGGCGCCCGCAUCAUCCUCGCCAAAUCUUUUGCUCGCAUCCACGAGACUAAUCUCAAGAAACAGGGCAUCGUGCCGCUCACGUUUGCAGACGAGUCCGACUACGACGCCCUCGCUGCUUGUGACGAGGUUGCUACCCGCGGCCUCUUGGAUGUUCUGCGCAAUGGCGGUCAGGGCGAGGUCGAGCUGCUGGUUAGGAAACGCGAUGGUGCGCUCAGGGUGGUCAAGACGAGACAUACGCUGUCAAGGGAUCAGACGGGUUUUAUUCUCGCUGGCUCGGCGUUGAAUCUUUUGGCUGCAAAGGGGAGGGAGGCUUGA